This is a messenger RNA of Periconia digitata, 3340 nucleotides long. Lineage: Eukaryota; Fungi; Ascomycota; Dothideomycetes; Pleosporales; Periconiaceae. The record is from the annotation of a GenBank genome assembly.
UUUCGGAAGCGUUGGCGUCUGAAUUCGCUUUUGAGCUCGUCGAAGAAUAAAGGUCCGUAAUCGAUAAAGAUGAAAGAGAGUUAGCUUCCGAUUAGCAUUCCGUGCCGCCAGAGUCCCGCAAGUACUUAGUAGGCAUGUACUGCUAUGCAACCCAUGACUGCAAAACAAUACAGAAUCGUGCUCAUAUGAACAGUGUCGUGCAGUGGUGUAUGUAUGCAUGCAGACUGAGGCUGCUCGGGUCAUCCCGAGGCGCAUAUGUAGAGUGUGGUUUGAUUACUGGCUCACGAAUGGAAUUGAGGCGCGCGCUACGUCACAGAUCAGAGACCGCGCGAGCCCAUCCACCAUUCGCUCGCAUGCCCACUCAUGGCUGGCACGUUCACCACUGUCGGCGGGCAAGGCUUGGGACAGCACGCCCAUUCUUUUACAACAACAGUUUUGAGCCGCUGACAAGACAUGCGCGCCAACUCAACCCAGAAAGCCUAUGACGAGGCUUUCCUGGCCUGCUCCACUGCCGUUUACUUCGAGAGCCAGAGUAACGAAGCAGAAGCUCUACGUUCAUGGAAAUCUGCUCUAGACCACAUCUACUACCACAAUGCCCGCCGCCUACCUUCCAGCUCCCGCACCACCUCCGAAACCGAUCGUGCUCUAGUAGAGUCGUUACACCAGCUAGAACUGCAAUGCAAGGAACGUGUGGAUUUGCUCGAAGCUUUGAAGAAGAGCCGGGAGAAUGCCGACGAGAAGAAUGCAGAAAAGAAGGGUACACCUGAACAGGCAGAUCCCAAGGCUCCCACCCCUCCUGCGCAUACAACCCCUCUCGAUUCCUCCGAGCCGAGUGCUUCGUCUUCAUGGCUAGGAGGUGGAACAAUACCGCCGGUAGACUACUCGGACCUAUCUCGACCCCCUCCACCUCGCCCGCCGCUGCCUCCGCGCCCAUCGAUGACCCCGCGAAAGAGCUCAGGAACCAAUUCAACUCGUGCCCUAAACCCAGCCCUGGGUGCAUCCUCGUUGCUUCCAGUAGCAAAUAAGAAAGAGUCACGGACGCCGUCGCCCGAGAAAAGAGGACGUAUGCUGAGAACCCUGAGAUCUGGGAAGGAAACGAAAUCGAACACCGUUAGCAUGUCUUCCUCACUGAGACCUCAGCCUCCAGAUGCUGCGAAAGCAGCAACACAGGCUUGGGUGUUCAAGAAGAAUCCGAGCGCCAGUAGAUUAUCCAAAGAGCCGGCCAAUUCUCAGCAACCCCAACAAAAUUCUCGUCGGUCUUCUUUUGAGAGACCAACAUCAGGAGGCGAGGCUCAGAAACCUAUGGGGUUCAUAUCCCCUCGGGAAGUGUCUCCUCCGCCAACAUCACCCUUGGCUCAGAACAGCUCCGGUUUAUUAUCCGCUCAGAAUCUUACUCCAUCUACAGAUGUGAAAAAUGAAUUAGAGCCGGCCCCCAAAGUUAUACGGCGAAAAGAGCUCAAUCCAGCAUCUUUGUCGCGAGGUCCAUUCGGUGUUGACCGAUCAAGAAACACCCGAGCAAGCAAUCCGUCACUUCCUUCUUACAGGAAUGAAUACCCAGACUCGGGCCUCAACCCACGGCUUGCCGCUGCGGCUUCUGCAGCCGCCUCGAGAUCCUGGAGUGACGAAUCUAGUAGACUAGCGCCAGCCGCAGCAUCGACUCAGCCAUCGACUGCUACUAAUAGCGACAGCCAACAAACCCUAUCACGUAAACCAAAGAAAGCACUGCCAUUGCCGAUACAGCUGGAAACAGAAGAAGUUGAUACAAAAUCGCGACCACCUCACCGAAGAAAAGGAAAAGCGAAAGAUGAUAGUACUGCACGCGCCGAUCUUCCUCCUACUCCUACGUCCGACACUGAGGACUCAGAAAGCUCGCAUCCUGAGUCGGAUGAGUGGAAAGAACGUGUCCGUGGGAUACUCAAGAAUUUACCACGAGGUGUCGAUGAACAGGCAGCUCAGCAGAUUCUAAAUGAUAUCGUGAUUCAAGGUGAUGAAGUGCAUUGGGAUGAUGUGGCUGGCCUGGAUGUAGCAAAAUCUGCCUUGAAGGAGACGGUUGUGUAUCCGUUUCUGCGCCCCGAUCUCUUCAUGGGGUUGCGCGAACCUGCGAGGGGUAUGUUGCUGUUUGGUCCCCCGGGAACAGGAAAGACUAUGCUCGCAAGAGCCGUUGCUACAGAAUCCAAGUCGACUUUCUUCGCCAUCUCUGCUAGUAGCUUAACGUCCAAGUUCUUGGGAGAGUCCGAGAAGCUAGUUCGUGCGCUCUUUGCGCUCGCUAAAAUGCUGGCUCCUUCCAUCAUCUUCGUCGAUGAAAUCGAUUCUCUGCUCUCGUCUCGCUCUGGCUCCGGCGAACACGAGGCUACCCGUCGCAUCAAAACCGAGUUCCUAAUCCAGUGGUCCGACCUGGCCAAAGCGGCGGCUGGACGAGAGCAGACCGAAAAAGAUAAGGAGAGAGGCGACGCAAGCCGGGUUCUAGUUCUCGCCGCAACCAACUUACCAUGGGCCAUUGACGAGGCUGCUCGGCGGAGGUUCGUCAGGAGGCAGUAUAUUCCGCUACCGGAAGACCACGUGCGGAAGAGCCAAGUCAAGACCCUCCUCAGCCAUCAAAAGCACGAACUGGAUGACACCGACUUGGACCGUCUAGUACAGCUCACCGACGGUUUUUCCGGCUCCGAUAUCACAGCACUAGCCAAAGACGCAGCAAUGGGACCCCUAAGAUCCCUCGGUGAAAAACUGCUGCACAUGACCAUGGACGAAAUCAGGCCGAUGCGUUUUGAAGACUUUGAGGCUAGCUUGCAUACCAUCCGUCCUUCUGUGAGUAAGCAGGGUUUGAAGGAGUAUGAGGAUUGGGCACGCGAGUUUGGUGAAAGGGGUGGGUAGAUAGGUGGUAGGUCAGCUAGCCAAGUAGCUAAUGCGUAGAGUAAUAGCACGAACGAAAAUGAGUGCGUGCGAUGAUUGAGCGCAAUGAAUUUUAUGAUUGAUGGCUAGGUAUGGCUCUUUUGAGUGUUUCUUGUGGACGUUGUUUCGCGAAUGAAAGCGUGAUGUCUUUUCGUUUUGAAUGAUUGAGUCGGAAAUGCGAUUGCUCGAGAGAGCACUUGAGAGCAUCAAACAAUCCUACUAUAUUUCCUCAGUAACAACAACAACAACAACAACAACAGCAAGAACAAACCCUCUCCCGCCCUCCCUCCAUCUCUCCCAAGCACAUAACAAACAAGAACUAUGUACACCCAAACCACCCAUCCGUCCCCCCACUAAUACCACACUAGACCCAACUCAUCGCCAUCCCUCCUCCCAAACACCACCACCACCACAAGAAAAGAAAAAGCUUAACCGCAAAACCAAGCUUUCC